AUGGCGAGCGGAUCCGUGACGCACACACCGCGCUCCUCCGUGACGGCCAUCGAGCCCCCGGCCAAGGCGCUGUCGCCGCUCGACGAGGAGCUCGAGCGCGACGAGCGCGAAAUCCACGAGUACGGCGGGGACGACCCGCACCCGCCGCCCGCGAAGCCGCACGCCGGCGAGCCUUCUGCGUUACUCGUUCUGGAGCGCGAUUUCCAUACGUCCGCGGAGGUGUCGUACUUGACAACGACGACGUUUUUGCUCGGCUAUGUCUUCGGGCCGCUCGUCUGGGGCCCCGGCAGCGAGCUCUUCGGCCGCAAGAGGACACUCGCCGUCGCGAUGGUCGUCUUCACGCUGUUCCAUCUCGGCCAGGCGCUCGCACACAACCUGCAGACGUUCUUCGUCACGCGCUUCCUCGCGGGCUUCUUUGGCUGUGCGCCGCUCGUCAGCUCCGGCGGCGUGCUGGCCGACAUCUGGUCCGCGGAGACGCGCGGGGUCGCCACGAGCAUAUUCUCUGCCAGUGUGUUCAUCGGACCCGUCAUGGGCCCGAUCGUAGCCGGAUAUAUCGUUGAAAGCGGCGUGAGCUGGCGCUGGAUCUUCUGGGUCGGCAUGAUCUUCUCGGGCACCUGCACGGCCUUGCUGCUCGUCGCGCUGCGUGAGACGUACGUCCCCGUGCUGAUGUUCAACAAAGUCAAGGCGCUGCGCAAGGCCGACCCGGAGGGCUCCGCGCACCUCUACGCCGAGAUCGAGAAGCAGGACUGGACCCCGUGGGCGGUCGUCCAGCGCACGCUCUUCCGCCCGUUCACCAUGCUGGCGGGCGAGCCGAUCCUCGUGUUGGUCACGCUCUACCUGUCGCUCGUCUACGGUGUGAUGUACUGCCGUAAGUCUGUUCGAGGCGUUCCCCAUCAUCUUCGUCGUCCGCCGCCACUUCACGAUCGGCCAGGACGGGCUGAUGUUCAUCGGGAUCGGAAUCGGCACGUCGCUCGGCGCCGUGGUCAACUACCUCUGCUGCCGGCACUAUCCGCGCCUGAUCAAGGAGUGGCGCGGAUUCCCCCGGCCGAGGAACGUCUCCUGGGCGCGAUGAUCGGCAGCCCUGCGUUUGUCGUCGGCGCGUUCUGGCUCGGAUGGACCGGGCAGUACGCCUCGGUCCCGUGGUACGUCCCGGAGCUGGGCGCGAUCGUCCUGGGCAUGGGCAUCUCGCUCAUCUUCAUGAGUUUCCUGAGCUACCUCGUCGACACGUACCUGAUGUAUGCGGCGUCUGCGUUCGCGGCCAACACCUUCAUGCGCUCGCUCGUCGCGGCCGUGUUCCCGCUGUUCACCGUGCAGAUGUUCAACAGACUGGGUGUCCACUGGGCGUCGACGCUGCUCGGCGGGGUCGGCCUGCUGCUGAUGCCGUCGCCGUUCCUGUUCUACAAGUACGGCGCGCGCAUCCGCGAAAAGUCCAAGUUCGCGCCGUGCCUGGACCUGAAGAUCGCCCGCGCCAUGAGGGAGGAGGAGGCUGCCGCGAAGGGGGAGAAAUCCACCGUCUGAUCGAUUCUCAUCGCUGGGACAGAACGCCGGCAACUAAUAUCAUUUUACACACCUCAUAUAUCCCUAGUCGUAGCAUAUAGCCCUCACCCGUUAGACAUACCUAGACACACGCCACGCCACUGUAGCAUUAUGCGGACAUAGGCCGGAGUCAAAGACGCUCCCCCCCACCAUCAUCAUCAUCGUCGAAUCUAUUCCGUCUCGUCUGGACAACAACACUUCAGAAUGAGCUACUCAGCCCGGGCGACGUCCCCGGCCGCUUCGGCGUGCGUUCCAGCCAGUUCGCCACAGCUUUGCUCCCGUCGCUCGUCGCCGGCCGCUUGGGCCCCGCCACCGCCAGCGCGCCUUUCAGCGGGCUCGGCCCCGGCGUCGGCGGCCGCACGGGCCACGCCGGCGAGACGAUCCCGACGACGACGGCCGGCGGCGGCGGAUCCGACACGCUGGGCCCCGGCGUCGGCGGCCAGUGCGGGUCCGUCUCCUCCGACACGAGCAGGCUCGGCGUCGACGCGGACAGGCGCAGCCGCCGCGGCGCGUGGGUGCGCGCACCGCGGGACAGCGAGCUACUGCGCCGCGACGGCGUGCGCGUAACACCCGCCGGCGCUGCCACCGCUGCGACGCUCGGCGAGGGUGUGGCCGGCGCGUGCGGGCCGGACGUGACGGUGGCCGUCGAGGAGGAUCCGGAGAACGUCGAGUCCAUGCGGAGCCGCAGGUUGUCCGUGUCGACCGCGCCCAUGAUGGUCGACACGAGCUGCGUGAACUCCUCGGGGAGCGGAUGCGAGAGCGGAUCGACGAAUAGGCUUUCCUGGCGCGGCGGAGGCCAGAUGCCCUCUUCCCGGAAGACCGAGCCGGAGUUCGAGGCCCGCGCCGGGAAGAGGAAGGACGGGUUCAGCAAAGGGACGUGGUACCCGCCCCGGCGUCGCGAGGGGGAGACGGGGCGCUCGGGUGCAGGAGGAGGAUUGGUUCGCGUGUGCAGGUUGGUAGACGUCGAGUCUUCCCUUUUCAGGUCGAAGGAUGACGGGUUCCCCCCGCCACCCUCCUUGUUGAGGAUCGACACCACGGCUUCCCCGUCGGGCUCCCUCUGCUGCGCCUGCUCCCUGCUCUCGGCCGACGGGCGGGUCCGACAGCAGAUCUUGAUGAUGAUGUACACAAACAGAACCGCCACGAUCGAGGCGAGCACGGACGCGAGCACGAUGACGACUACAGCCGGGAUGUGAUUGAGCGCCAGGCCACGGGUGGUGAGCUAAGAAAAGCGCUGUCAUUCGUUUGCGGAGUCUCGGGAGCGCAAGGAAAGCGACGCUACAUGUGAGGGCGGCAUGGAGAGACAGAAGGAGAGUCUGGGGGCGCAGCAGAUGAGGAGGAUGUCAUGCAGAAGAAGAAGAAGAAGAGCGGCGGACGACUCACGCGCGUGUUGUGCUGUGCUGUGCUGGCUCGUCCCUCGGUUCGAGCAGGUCUUAUCACCCGUCUCGUGCCCCAUCUAUAUACGCAUCCGCAAUUAAUCCAACCCAGAAUCCCAGGCCCGUCUGCGCCGCGAAGGGCGCUGGAGAGGAAAUGAUGAUGGAUCUUCGCAGCGCAUCUCGGAUAUAUAGCGACCCGCUGCGAGCAUGCACCAGACUCUAUCAGCGGCGUGUGACGACACGGGCGGCGGAAGACAGGGCCAGAUGCGUAAUCGAGCAUUCCCAUCCCGGGCCGCUAGUGCAGAAGCGCCUGCGCCUCGAAGGGGUGCUCUCAGGGUCCCGCCUCUCCCUCGACCCGAAGUUAAUCGUCGAUUGAUCGCUGUGAGGCAAGACUGAAGGCUAGGCUUGAAGCAUCCGCUAAGCACAGACGAAGCCCGCGAGAAGGAUGAUCCUGGCUCGAGAGGCCUUGGUUGCUGGCUCAUUAGUGAGAAUGGGGAGUAAUUGCAGUGGAUCACGUUCUAGACCCCCUCUUGCAUGUCCCUAACGCGUGAGCCAAAGCCAGUUAGGUGGCAGAUUGCAGUCGUGGUACAGAUCUGAGUCAGAGAGUUGACAGGCUGAUAUAAGACGCUCCCACGAUGUCUGUUUCUAACCUGCGAACAACUCUGCGGAACUCGGUAAUGA
Messenger RNA from Mycena citricolor, 3590 nucleotides. NCBI's taxonomy places the organism in Eukaryota, Fungi, Basidiomycota, Agaricomycetes, Agaricales, Mycenaceae. The record is from the annotation of a GenBank genome assembly.